Vicia villosa (hairy vetch) is the source of this 2519-nucleotide messenger RNA. Its product is annotated as trihelix transcription factor PTL-like. Lineage: Eukaryota; Viridiplantae; Streptophyta; Magnoliopsida; Fabales; Fabaceae. The coding region runs from base 288 to 1868 and encodes 526 amino acids. The record is from RefSeq and is a predicted model, not a curated record. The transcript is spliced from 2 exons.
UAAACAGACAGAGAGAGAAAGAGAGACUCUCUCUACUCUCCUCUCCACUAUUCUCUUCUCUCUCUCACUCACACAGUCUCAUUCUCUCAUUACACACUUGUUCUCAGACAUGGGACCAUACCAUUGUCCUUAACUUCAAAUUUGAGCCUUUUUUUCCUGCACGACAGGAUCCGACUCUGCCGCUUAUUCACACUCUCUCCCUCACUUAUUUUUUCUCAUCUGCUUCUUUUCUAUCCCAUCUUAAUACCCUAGCUUUCUCUUCUCUUUCUCAUAUAUACAUAUGAAAAAUGGAAGACCACCAUAACAACCAUACUCCUCACCACCACCCCCAACACCAUCACCACCAUCAUCCACAACAAUACACCACCAUGUCAACUGAUCUACGACAACUAGUUAACGGAACAAGGUCAACCCAUUUCAGUCCAAUACCAACAGCAGCAGAUGAGUUUUUCACCGGUCACCGGAAUCUGACUGCGUUGUUAACCACAUCACAUCCAAACGACCAACAGCAACAACAACAACAACAGUUCGAGAUGAUGAUGUUGGGUCGUGGUGUUAAUGUUCUUGAAGACUUCAAUAACAUAACCACUCAUCAUGUUCAACCUCCUCCAACAGCAACAACCACCACCACCACCACCGCCAGUGUCUCAACUCCUGAAACCACCGGUUGUAUCGGCGGAGACGCGUCAACCGGAAGAUGGCCCAGACAAGAAACUCUCACUCUUCUUGAGAUCAGAUCUCGUCUUGACCCUAAAUUCAAAGAAGCUAAUCAAAAGGGUCCCUUAUGGGAUGAAGUUUCUAGGAUAAUGUGUGAAGAACAUGGAUAUCAAAGGAAUGGAAAAAAGUGCAGGGAGAAAUUUGAGAAUCUAUACAAGUAUUACAAGAAGACAAAAGAAGGUAAAGCAGGAAGGCAUGAUGGUAAGAAUUACAGAUUCUUUCGUCAACUUGAAGCUUUGUAUGGUGAAAACAGUAACCAAACUUCUCAACCAGAAACCAAUUUUGUCAACAACUUCAAUUUUCAAAACCCUUCAAAAACAACUACAAACCAAGAGGGUUUUCAUAAUAAUGAUCAUAGCUUAAGUCUCACUACUAACUCGACUGACUUUGAGAUCGAUACUUCGUCGUCGGAUGACGAGAAGGGAAAGAGGAAGAGUAGUGGAAGGAGGAGUUGGAAGGUGAAGAUAAAGGAGUUCAUUGACUCACAAAUGAAGAAGCUUGUGGAUAAGCAAGAGGAGUGGUUGAGUAAACUUGUGAAGACACUUGAGGAUAAGGAAAAGGAGAGGGUUUUGAGAGAGGAGGAGUGGAGGACGCAAGAAGCGAAAAGGGUGGAAAAGGAACAAAGGUUUUGGAGUAAAGAGAGAGCUUGGAUUGAAGCUAGGGAUGCUGCUUUAAUGGAGGCUUUGAAGAAUAUAGGUGGAAGAGAAAUGAAGGUUGAGCUUGAAGGUCAUAAUCAUAAGGGUGUAAAUGUAAUAACUGAGGGUGAGAUUCAUCAAAGCAACAUUGAAAACCAAAAUGAAGAUGGGAGUGAAAUAUUGAAUAGUACUGUGAGAGGUACUACUGAUAAUAACUAUCAAAGGGAUUCUUUAUCUUUACAAGAAGGAAACAAGAAGAGAAAGGAGAAUUUUUACUUCAACAAUAAUGAGCAAUGUUCUAUGUACAAUCAAGGUAGUGGUUAUUGUGAUGUUAAUCAUCAAAGAGAAGAGAUUGUGAAGCUACAAAGAAAUGUUGAUCACGGUUCUUCGCCUUCUGAUUCUAACGUUGGUAAUGUUGCUAAUGGUGAUGCUUGCUUUCCGUUCUUGAUUAACGAGGGUGGAAGUUUGUGGGAGAAUUUCGGGUUGAAGAUCAAUAAAUCAAACCAAAACAACUGAGCGCAUGUGCAGACUGAGACUGACAGUGAGUUUGACAGAAUCACGAUAUCAGGUAUCAGUUACGUGAUUUUGACAAAAGCUUAACUUCGGAGCUUGACAGAAUCACAGUGUCAUUGUAAUUUUGCUAUGUUUGUUUGGUUGAUUAGUUAGAAAAGGCAUAGAAGUUUUGACAUUAUGUAUACAAUAUGCAUAAUGCUAACUGAUCAAGGUUUAUGUAUAGAGAUUGAUGAUUACUAGGUGAUCAAUCUUGAUAUGUUUAUGAGGAAUAUUCUAGGAGAAAAAUAAUGUGUUCAUGAUGUUUAGAGGAUGUUUAGAGAUGGAGAAGAAGUGGAAAAAUUCACUUGAUUAUUGGAAUAUGUUGUUGACACCAAAUGAGGUGAGUUUGUAUACUUUUAUUAUGCAUGAAGAUGGAAUUGAAAAUUGUAUAAUUAUUUAUUAUUAUUUUUAUUAUUAUGACUUGGUAUGUUGUCUCUUCAAUUAUGUUUACAUCAGUUGGUUACUGUUUUUCUCCUUUCUCUUCAUGUUUCUUUUGUGUGCUGUUUGGGUUAAACAUGUACAGUGCAUGCAGGUUAUUGGUUUCUGUGUACAUGUAUUGAUGGUAUAAGGAAGCAAACUAUUUUCCUUUUUUUAUUAGACUAAAUUAAUGAGCAU